This is a messenger RNA of Aricia agestis (brown argus), 13761 nucleotides long. RefSeq names its product E3 ubiquitin-protein ligase highwire (gene hiw). The coding region runs from base 97 to 13062 and encodes 4321 amino acids. Lineage: Eukaryota; Metazoa; Arthropoda; Insecta; Lepidoptera; Lycaenidae. Gene Ontology annotation, cellular component: nucleus. The transcript has 74 exons. The record is from RefSeq and is a predicted model, not a curated record.
CUUUCCGAAUUUUAUAAAUUUUAUUUUAAAAUAAUAAAUUAACACUGUGAUAUUCAUUAUGUGGGUGCGUGUGCAUAAGAAAUAGAUACCUAGACCAUGGAUGUAAAAAUGCAGAUACCUGAGCUAAAAUGCUUGGAUCCAGAGAAUUACCGAAAAUAUUUUCGGGUACUGUGUUGGAGUGGUACCAGAAGAUCUGAAAAGAAGUUGCAAAAGAAAUUCAAUAAAAAGGAGAAAGCAAGGAGAGUGAAGGCAUCAAAUGCUCUGGCAGUCUGCUAUGCACCAGCAUUGCAUGGCAACCCUUCACAAUUUGCUGUGUACGCAACCGUCCGUAGAGCUAUUUUGGCUCGAUGUAGACAGCUCCAAAUUUCAAAUCAGGAAUUAUCAGAUGACAGCGAUUGUGAUGAUUUACCAUUAACUACCACAAUAACAAAACUACCUAAGAUUACUAGUAUUGGAUUGAAAACAGUCUUUGCAUUGAUAUCCCAAGCCCGUUUUACGGAUGCACAAUUCUGUGAGCAGUCAUUGAAGGCGUUGCUUGAUGUUUUACAAGGGCAUGCUCCGGAGGAAUUAGUUCAUGAACCCAGUGAAAUUAUAACCAAUCUCCAUGCGAUGCUUGUGGAAGUAUCAUGUGGAAGCAGUCCAAUGGGUAGAAGUGAGAUUCCAACAAACCUAACAGCAAUUAGUAGUUCAUGCUUAAUGGCAUUAUCUGUUGCCAGGGGAGAGGCUGAGCUCAUACUUAAUGCUGUCACUUCUCUCAUUAUGGUUUCUGCACCUCUUACUGAACAAUAUGUACAGAUACCAAUAAAUUUAACAGUCCUUCAAAGAAGUGUGCAAGCUGUCAUCCUAGGUCCACCGUCUCGGAACCUGUGGCUUAACUAUGGUGUGCCUCACAAGUCAUUAGUCACAAGUUUUCCUGUGGACCUUCCAUCUCCACUCACUGCUGGACCUGGGGAACUGGUGGUUCGGUCUCUAGUAUCCGAUGGCUGCUUCCUAUAUGUUUAUACAUCAAAGGGAUUGUUAAAAAUUGGCUCCGGAUACGGAAGCUCUAUACGACAACAUGUUUAUCUACAUAAGCCCGAUUUUUUUGCUAGUGAUCGACAUGGAUGGCUUGGGUAUUGUAAGAACAAGUUAUAUGUUAGGAUAGGAAGGAAGAAGACGGAGGUGUACGAAGUGGAAAAAGACUCAUUGGAAGUUAAGGGUGUUAUUCGGCUGGACCCCGGACAGCCAGCUCCUGUAGAGCCUAAGUCUGCUGUUUUUACUGACGGAAAUCAGUUAGGAUUAAUAUUAUUAACAAAUUUUGAUAGUCUUACAAUUAAAAUGUAUGAUGUGGAAAUAAACGGCAAUCGUUCUGAAGGUUCACAUACAUUAACAUCAAAGAGGGAAAUAAAUGUACACCUAUUGAGGAGGCAUACUUUGGUGUUAGGAAGGGCACCUUUUGAAGACGGCUUGUCCAGAAGAAUAAUGGACUUAGACGCACCUGUUGCUAUGCAGUUGGAUGACAAUGAUGAUGAUCCACUAAUAGGAAUAAGUGCUGGUCAAGAUUUUGGGCUAUUAACUACAACAUCGGGAAAGGUUUAUUACACAGGAAAAGGUACAAGUUUAGGAUACAAAGCGCCGACGCCGCAUACCGGUCGAUGGACGUUAAUGAAAGAAACAUUAUUCUCCAAAAACGAAGCACCUAACAUCAGAAAAUAUAAAGUCGUACAGGUGGCAGUGGGUCACGAGGGAGUGCACGCUAUACUGGUCCUAGACAAUGGCUCCGCGCUAUUCACCGGUAUAGCCCGACGCGGCGAAGACGGCGACGCCAACAAACAUAGACGAACACCCAAACCUACACGACCUAAGAAAAUACUCAAGGCGGAGGGACAUUUUGUGAUAUACGCAGCUUGCAACUACGGGUCGACCGCUCUUGUGACUCGACAAGGACAACUGCUUAUGUUCGGCAAAGACACACAGCACUGCGAUGCGACUGGCUUGGUCACUGGACUCAAACAUGAGAGAGUCAUUCAGGUGGCACUCGGCAAAGCACAUGCUGUUGCUUUAACAAACUACGGCCAAGUUUACUCAUUUGGAAUUAACAACAAAGGCCAGUGUGGCAGAGACUUUGGUUAUACUAAAGAAAAGGGGUACAUCCCCCGUCGUCUGAGUGCGCGGGACGAGGUCCGCCUCUGCCAGGGCGCGCACGCGUGGGCGGUGGACUACUGCCGCGUGUGCGUGUCAUGUCGCGAGUGCACGGGCUUCUCUAGCGCGUGUCAUUGUGCUAACUUGCCCAACCGGGUGCCUGGAGAGAAAUGCGGAUGCGGUGAAGGUGACAGCGGUUGCUCGUCGUGCGGCGUCUGUAGGCGAUGCGCCGAGGCGUCCACAUCCAGCCCCCGGCCUGAUCGCGAGUACGACGACGAUUCUGCUAGAUCCGACACUGCUAGCGAUAAAGACACCAAGUACACUCAGUAUGAAGGACACAGCUCCACAAUGGACGCUGAUCGCGAGUCGAGUCUCAAAGUGAGCUGUCUGCCGCCGGCGCGCGUCGCUGUGCCGGGCGGGCAUAGAGUGUCGGCUGUUGCGUGUGGGCUACAUCACACGGUGCUGCUCACUGAGCAUGGUGAAGUCCUAACAUUCGGCUCGAACCAAUACGGCGCGUUGGGCGCCGGAGACAUUUCAGCUCAUCACAGGAUAGUGCGGGUUCGAGUGCCGCGCGCGUUGGCCGUGGCCGCUGGAAGUAAUCAUACCGCUGUGCUGACUAGAGACGGCGAACUGUAUACCUUUGGAAGCUAUCAGAAGGGUUCCCUCGGCCGGCCACGUCUGGACGAGCCGCGUGCGGACCGAAGUCCGAUUUGGUACGCCACACCAGCGCGUGUCCCUCGUCUGGGACCGCGGUACGCGUGCAAGGCUGUCUGGGUGUCCGCCUCCGGAGACCAGACCUUCGUCCAGGUUUCACAGGCGCUUAUCAAGACUGACACGCUCUUCAGUUCCACCAUUACAGCGAAUAACAACUGUAUUGUUAUUCUUCCCAACCGACCAGAGCACACGUUUAAAUGUAUAACGAUAAACAAAAACGACGGCUCCUGUAAUGCUUGGACAGGGCCCGAGCAAGUCGACUUUGUAAAUACUUUAGCGUGCCUCGAUCCCCUAUACGACGUUCUAUGGUGCUACCAACCUCAGAUGAGGGUUAUGAAAUGCUUCAACAUACUAGCUUUCGACUUCCAUAAGCUACAACGAUGCAGCUCGAAUGACCCCGAAGCGUUCUCCGACGCAGAAUACGAGUACACGAAUUACGGUUGUAUGAAACGAUUGGAGGAUUUCCGCCAUAUUGAAAACUUCGAGUGGGUCAGCAAUACGGAUUGUAAAGAUACGGAGAACAUAGCUCUAUCGAAUACAUCGGUGUUGAACCAAGAACUAGCAAUACCCUGUACACCUGGCUGCUCUGUUACAAGAAUACAUGCGGCCUUACAUUUACUUGGAUGCUUGGAUUCUCUUACAUAUGCACAUGAUAAUAAGUUAUGCAUGGUGGAGUGCAAGCGAGACAACAACGUGAUGCCUGUUGUACCAGUGGUGGAGGAUUUCAUAACGGUGAACAGAUUUGAGAGCCACGGCGGAGGAUGGGGAUAUAGCGGACAUUCUGUCGAGGCGAUACGUUUCAUGUGCGACAGCGAUAUAUUGUUAGGUGGUAUCGGUCUGUUCGGUGGGCGAGGCGACUACACAGCGAAGGUCAAACUGUUCGAUAUCGGCCUCGACGGCGGUGAUCAGGAGGGCGACGGCGAAUUGAUCACCGAGAGCGAAGAGAUCGUGUACGAGUGCGCACCUAAAGACAAAUACCCGGUGCUGUUUGAGAAUCCUGUUGCGAUCAAGGCAAACAGAUGGUACGUAGCAUGGGCGUGUAUCAACGGGCCAUCAUCUGAUUGCGGCUCCUCAGGACAAGCGAUGGUUAUAAACGACGAAGUCGGUUUCCACUUCAAAACGUCCAAGAAAUCUAACAACGGGACUGAUGUAAACGCUGGGCAGAUUCCAUGCCUGUUAUACAACAUUAUAAGCCCAGACAACUUACUACCAGUCAGACACUUGGAUCCAGGCGAACCAGUCAUAGCGUUAUCCAAGAAUAUAUCCAGGAAAGUCACCGUUACAUGCUUUCGAUCCCUCAUAACUUUAUUGCAGUGGAGCUACAAAUCAUUCAAGGAGAUAUUAUUGAAUUCGAACGGACAAAUUCCUAUAAACUAUCAGAAGUUGACGACAAUGAAACACCAGAAACGACUAGUAUACAUUAUAAGAGCAUGUUUGAGGCUAGUCAAGUCCUACAUCAACGAAAUAUACCCAGAGAGUGUGAAGAAGAAGAAUUCCCCAGAAUACAUGUCGUACUUCGAAGCGAUUGCUGACGUCAGGAAUUUUAUUCAAAGUGUCAUGGCGGAUCAAUUGCCUACUUGUUCUAUGUUACCUCGAAGACCGGGCCGAAGCAAGUCGCAUAGAGUAUGCUACGUUCAAUUUGCUCUGGAAUUGGCCAACUCGAUACUAACAGAAGCGCACGAAACUAUAACGUCGUGUUUUUACGCGUUCUUUCCGACGCCCAUAUUGAAGUGGAAUCAUCUAUGUUUUCUGUUAUAUCACGUUAAGGAUGGUGUAGUACCGUCGAGUCAGAUCCGCGAGCUGACAUCAACUUGCGCCGCGCUCUGUAUAUCGCAGAGUCUGCGUGAUGUACUUCAGUAUGUAGUGCCGCUAACACAGAGCCGGACUUCGACGACAGAGCCGAGACGACCUGACUCCAAGGUACCAAAAGAUGUACCUAGUAAAUCUGCAACAGUUCCUAGAGCUUCGCACGCGCAGAAGCCACCUCCAGUGCCACCCAGGGCCAACAAUAGAGAAACGCCCAAGUUGCCAGAAACAGAGGAAUCAAACUCGAGUUACCUAGACUGGCAUUUGCUCGAUGUGGUGCCGAAAAUAUUGGACGUGGUGCUCGUACCGAUUAAAGAACAGAUGAUGACAAGACAGUGUGGCCAACCUCACGAUCACGGGGAGAUCAAACAGCAGCAGCGGCUAGCCGAGUUCUGUUGUAAACUGACGUCGCGGCUAAUAGCUGAGAUGUCUUUCAGUGCGCUGCACGUUAGAGACGAUUCCGACACCAAGGUGGUGAAACACUAUAUAACACCAUCACGAUUUAUGAGAGUUAACCAGACCCGCUCGUGGAACACGGGCAACGGCAGUCCUGACGCUAUAUGUUUCACUGUCGACCGGCCCGGUGUCGUCUUGUUAGGAGCUUGCGUCUACGGCGGUAUGGGCAACUAUGACUAUACGUUGGAACUCCUACAUGAUGUGCGGCUUCGAAGUGCCUCUGAGGAACCAAAUCCAGCGCACUGCUGGGUUAGUUUGGAGGUAGUUCAGGGUUCCUUCGCAGCGUCCGACUGUCAACAUGAUAUGAUACAAAUUAAGUUCGAGAGACCCGUCGUACUAAAGGAGGACCUCAGAUACGCCCUACGUCUAUGCAACCAAGGUGGUCGCACCACAAACGGAGACUGUGGUCUGCCAACUGUCAAGGGUCCUGAUGGUACCACUUUCCACUUUGCUUCGUGUUCACUAAGCUUCAAUGGUACCACUCUCGCUAGGGGGCAGUUACCAUGUCUUAUUUAUUACAGUACAACAAAACCUCUACUGAACAUAAUGGAGAGUACGGACUCAUUGAUGGUAGCACUUCGUGACGUCACUCUACGGGUAGCGACCGUCAUAAUCGACAGAUCCGUUGAGCUGUUCUGCAGUUUACGUAACGAGCUAACAGCUGAAGAUCUCAGGAGAAAUGCAACGGUGCUACAACAGUCCCCUGCUGUGAACACGCUGCUGCCUUUCGUACUUGCCAAUCUAGAAGGGCUGGAUGAUUCAAAAAGUGUAAUACAAUUACUGGAGAUGGUACGCAAGCUGCUUCCACACGUUGCCGCCAUGAAUUUGCUGGUGCCGAGCACGGAUGAGAUCGCCACUACCACCACCACACAUUACUACACGUGGUUGGAGAGCGAACAUCCGUAUAAACAGGCGACCGUUACGAACAUGAGGGUCCUCUUCCCGCCGCAAGUAUCCUGGAUAGUCCUGGAGAUGGAUCCUCGCAGCAUCACGGCUCAACCUGAAGAUACACUCACCAUUUACGCGGUGGCCGGCGCCCCCAAACACAGGUGUCACUGCGCCGCCGACAAUCGCGUAUCCGACCCGCCCUUCCGCAAGCGUCUAAUACAACUGACAUCUGAGACUGGCGAAGCAGAGGAUUUAGACGACACGGGUUCGGACGCGCCGUGUAUGCACUACAACUGCACUUACGUCAGUGUCACACCCAAGCUGUCUAAUGCAGCAUCUGAUUGGCCACAAAAGUCUCUACUAGUUCCCGGUAAUGAAGUGAUAUUUUCACUUGAAACAGCUACGGAUUACUUGAAUGAAUACAGUAAGGGGAACAACGACGACAACCGCUUCGGUUUCCGCUGCCUGUGCGUCGGGUAUGAGGAUGCGCCGUUCACCUCCCAACGCCAGGGUCUAGUGGCUUUGGAGAUGGAGCUGGUAUACAUGGGCGCCGCCUGCUCAUCCCGACUCCUCGCACCAGAUCUGGACAUACCUCCGCUCACUUACCCUACAAUCAUGGAAGUCCAACUGCUGGCGAUAUCGGCUGGUAACACUGGCCCUGGGAGCUCUGACGGUGACGAUGAGAGCGAGGCGCUUCUUCUAAGUAGAGGCCUCCAUCUGUCCUCUCCGCCGACUGUACAUCAUGUGCUUGAGGGACUGCCGUUAUUGCGAUGCGUAUCCACGGAGCGUCAGUUCCUGACGGACUUCGUAGCGGGUGCUGAGAGCACGGCUGGCGGUCGUCUCGCGCGGUGGCUGGCUCCGACCUCCAGGGUAGAGCCUUCCAAGUGCGAGCUGAAGGCCCCGCAGACCCCCGUUCGUCCGGCCACCAGGAUCAGUCUGCCGGUCCUCAUAAGAGAUCAGUAUGGAGAGGUGGUGGCGUCUCCGGCGCUGAAGGUUGAGAUGGUGGUACAGAGACAGGAAGACAAGAGUUCUAGACAAAGCAACUGCGUGUCGGAGCACAAGUGCAAUUUCCCUAACGUGUCUUAUCAGCCCACCGUGAGAGACACCAUGCGCUUUCACGCCAUAACCAUGAUGAAGGUGUUCCAAAACUACUCCUUCGAGGAGUUACGUGUAGCGAGCGGUGCGUGGGGCGGGUCCAUGCGCGCUGCAGCCGACGCCGCAAACAACGGGCGCGUGCCCGUCGAGCGUAUAGCCGUGCGGGCGCUAGCCGACGGCUCAUACGUGGCCAGCUGGCUGCCCACCGUACCCGGGACUUAUAUCUUCCGCUGUACCUUCGAUGACCAGCCAGCACCUCAGGAAAUAACAGUGGAGGUAGCAGAGAAUACCAACGAAGAGCUGCCUAUCGAGCGUCUACCAGGGCCGCAGGCGCCAGUCGCUACAUCUAAGCUGAGGCGAUUCACUGCGCGGUAUAGCGCUGGCUUGAGAGUGCGCGCCAGCCCGAGUCUACAAGCGGAGGAGUUAGGACGAGUGCCUCCGGGUGCUUAUAUCGCUUUUGUAGAAGAGCUGCUAAACAAGGACGGGACGUGGGUGCGUCUUAGCGCGGAGUCGGUUCAGGCGUACGCGGAGAGCUGUACGGGCGUCGCCUGGUGUCUGCAGUACCAUAGACAUCUGGAGCGGACGCUAUUGGUACCUGUUGAUGAUGAAGUGUCGCCCCAGGAGGAAUAUGCAGCAUGCCUGAGUGGAUACCGCGAGUCACAGUCGGAUAUGACGUUGUGGCCGAAGGAUGAAGACCUCGAUUCUAUUAAUAAUGGCGCGGGCUCAGACGAUCAACGAUUUCCCUUCUCUGCUCAGAGUGACAUUACUAAUGAUAGCGACAGUGGGACUAGUCAAUUCAUGUAUGGCGCAGAACCGAGUAAAAGGGGCAGGUUCAUACACAACGAGUCGUCUGUCAGUCCCAGACGAACUCCCAGACGAAGCAACGGAAACAGCGACGAGUGGUGGUCGCCCGUCAAACACAGGUCCAGCGACAACGUACACGAUGUCAACUCGCUACAAGAGACGGAGAUAAUAGAGUCAGAGGCGGAGUGUCGGGCGAAAGGUCUCUCUCAGACCGGUACGCAGACAUCGCCGGAUCCCGUGCAGCCAGUCGCCACCGGUCAGCAGUUCUGUAUUGGACAGAAGGAUGACAACUCUACCAAGCGCAUCGUCCGCGAGCGCACGCGCAGUCGCUACAGACGCAGUUCGCCGCCGCCGCUGCCCGCGCGUCAUGCGCAUGCGCCGCGCAAGCACGCACUAAGCCCCGCCCAGGCCGAGUGUCUCAGGGCCAUAUUUGCUGCGCUGUUGUGGCAUGAAGGCAUCGUCCACGACGCAAUAGCGUGCGCGGCGUUCCUCAAGUUUCAUCCGCAGCUGCCGAAGUGGGGGGCGCGGGUGGUGACGCGAGCGAGCCACGACAUGCCGCCGCCUAGACCACAGAGGCAUUCCGUUGAAGUAUCUAAUGCCGGCCAAUACCUGCACAUUCAUCCAUCCACACUAGAAACCCUCACUCGAUCUGGCAGCGAAGCUUACUCGAGUCGGAUGCGGAAAACAGACUUAGAUGUCGCUAUUAGAGAAGAGGAUUCUGCGCACUCUACCGAAACAGCGGCUUCAACUCCAUCCGUUGUAAAUGUUCUACCUCCGGCUUUGAGAGCUCUUGUGGCCCUAUGGGACGCUCUUUACGAUUCCGAUCAACUAAAUCCUGCGACGGACAAAUUGAAAAGGGGAGCUUUAGAAAACAACGAAAACGACGAAGCGAAACCAGUCAGUGGAGUUCGUAAAACAAAAGAAUGGAAACAUGGGAAAACGCCAUAUUCAGUGAGCUGCGAGCUAUGCGGUGGCGCUAGCGUCCCGCCCCCAUUGGCAGCGCAUAUGCGUCACCUACACCCAGGGUGCCGCGCGCCUACCGCCCGCGGUUACGACCGCGCGGGUGCGUAUAAGCGUGCGGACACCGCGAGCAAUAACGACGCGCCUGCGUCUGCGUGCGGACAGCUCGCGCAAGACCUUAUCGGUGUGAAAAUACCAGCUACGUUGGCAGCGUACCAGUUGUGGUACAUUUACUGUGAGAAGUGUCGGGAGAAGGCGUUGAAAGCGAGCUCGAGUGCGAAGCAGCGUGCGAAGACUGUGAGCGAGGGAUACGAGAGAGAAGAGAGGGAGAUGCCCGAUGUGGACCACUACACCAUGAGAGACAACGCUGUCUUCUUGUUGGAUUUGGCGCCGCUUACUAACUCGGAAUCAAUGAACGUAUCGCCAUGGCAUGAAGUGGCGGGUCGGAGUCCACCGACGCCCCCUGGCAGCGUGUGGCAGCCUGCGCCGCCAUUCCAAUGUCUGCCCGCACUCGGCGCCGCCCCCAAAACGACCACGGACAAAGACAUCACCGCCAGAUACCAUUCUUUAGGACGCCAACUGCCAGCCGCGUCGCUGGGCACCCCGUUCGCCCCUCACGAAGCCUCCGCUACGGUGUCGCGUGUCCAUCGCUCUGUGUCCAUGGGGCAGGCGGGUGGGCGUGACCUCGCGCACGCAGCGAGACCGCCCACCGCACGCGAGCCGGACGCACAGGAUACGCUCACAGGAGCUGGUUCAACGCUGCUAACACAGCCCAGUGCGGCGCUACAGAAGUUAGUCGGCUGUGAAUGUCCUACUGAGCCCUGCGGCGUAUCCGCCUUUGAACCGCCCAUUAUUGACGUAGAUACAUUGAUACAAAGUCCCGUCCUAUCUUUCAUACUGGCGAAACGCGAUUUGCCGUCGCACCAGCAGAAAAUGGAUGCUGCAGUUAGAAUAAAUACGGUCAGGCAGUAUGCAUUUGAGGCUUUGAACUGGUUGCUGCGUUCGACGACGCAACCUACGAGCGUACACGACGUCAUGUGGUGGUUUUGCAACGCUCUGGACAAGUACGCACGGAUGUUGCCCCCUUCGGCUUCUUAUGCUGAUAACAAGGAGAACAUAGUAAACGAAGGUGCUCGCGCGCUAUGUCCGACCGCGUCAGUGUCGGCUAUAUGUCCCGGAGGGCGCUCCGCGAGGGGCGCCCGCGCCGCCUUCCACUCUUUCCUGGGCUCCGUCAGCGCAUUAGCUCCGUCCCUGCCACCCGCCAGCCCCGCCAACUUACAAGCUGUUAGAUGUUGGGCUCUGCAUUACUCGCAACACGACAGAGCUUUCUUACACAGAUCGCAAGUGUUCAGCGUCAUCAGCAAGAUUCUGUCGCACGCCGAGGACGGGGCGUACGAUGAUGUGGUCGGAGCGCUACACGAGAGCUACCACAGUUACGUGAAUAAGCAAAACUUCAUCUGGAGCUGUCCCGACGUAACCGGUUGGUGCGACAUAAGCGUAUCCUCGCGGCAGGGUAUGGCGGGCGCGCUAACUGACGGCAGUACCGAGACAUUCUGGGAGUCAGGCGAUGAAGACAGGAACAGAGCGAAGUGGGUCCAGAUAUCUUACCCCAGCGGCUCGCAGGACGAAAGGCCGCAUAUUGUAUGCAUACACGUGGAUAACACGAGAGAUACCGUGAACAAGACUCUUCUAAUGUCGUUCCUGUUCAGUGGAGGCACAAACGAAAUGUAUCACAUGCAAGACAUGGAGGUCGAUCCUAAAUCUGCUACAUGGGUCUGCUACACAUUACCAAGAACAUCAAGCUCAUCAGUGCGCGUGCGCUGCGAAGUCCGCGGUCCUGAAGCGGCGGUACGCGUACGCCAAGUGCGUGUGCUAGGCGCGCCCGCCGCGACGCACGCAUCUAACACCGCGCACGCGCUACACUCGCUUGCUGAGAGGGACACGCUGAGAGUGUUCAGGCUGUUGACUUCGCAGGUGUUUGGAAAACUACUGGAAUGGGAACAGAGCGGUAGUGAGUCCGGCCAGGAAGGUAACAUCGCCGAGGAGGCGGCCGUUGAUGACAGCGACUUACGAGAACACGUCGUCGGCAUAUUGUUCGCCGGACAUAAACUCACGUCGUUGCAGAGACAGGUGAUGUCGCACAUAGUGUGCGCGAUAGGUUGCGAAGCGGCGCGCGUUCGGGACGACUGGGAGACGGCGCUGCUAUGCGCCGAGGCGGAGAGAACGCACGAAGAGGAGUCCCCGCCCAGACCGGCCGCUACGCACCAGCAGGACAACUAUUGCUUUGAGAUGCUGUCACUGUUGCUGGCGCUAAGCGGCAGUGCGGUGGGUAGAGCACAUCUCGCGCAACGCACAGAACUACUCAACGAUCUGCUUGCCCUUCUACACACUGGCAGCGAAAGAGUACAGAGACAGGUAAUAUCAUUACUGCGAAGAAUGAUAACCGAAAUACCGCCGCAGAAAAUGCUAGCGGCUCUCAACCAAGGAGGGGAUUUGAGUACAAGGGUUACUCUCCUAGACCAUCUAGUUACCUACCUGGGUAAGGCAAUUACCGUCCAAGUCAAAGUAAAGGGUGCGGGCGGUAGUGCCAAUCCUGGUACCGUGAUGAUGGGAUCUAGCGUCGCGCCUACGCCACCUGCCUCUUGGUUCAUGCGAGGCGAAACCACAAAGAAACACUCGCAUCUCGUCGCGAAAUUGGUGUCUGAUAUGGCCGAGGAUAAAGUAUCAUCCGCGUGGGGUGCGGAGACGCGCACCGCGCUCGCUCAGUACGUGAGUGCGGUCGCGCACGUAGAGGAGUGCGAGCGCCGACCCGCUCGGUGCGUCGCGUCGCCAACCGUGUGGCUCGCGCUAGCGGCCCUGUGCGUGUGCGAGCACGAACAUAUUGAGCUCAUAAACGGCACGGGCGACGGUCGUGAGAACAAACGAGACGGCGCUGCGGAGACGCGGCCGCACUGCGCCAAUCACGACGACGGAUCCACCAUAGCUGUCAUAGAGUGUCGGUCUUGCGGCCCGCUCUGUGCGGAGUGUGACCGCUUCCUGCAUCUGAAUAGAGCAGCUCGCACCCAUCAUAGACAGAUAUGUAAAGAAGAAGAGAGCGCUAUUCGCAUAGACAUACACGAAGGAUGCGGGCGGGCUAAACUAUUCUGGCUGCUACUGUUGGUCGAUAGGCGUACUCUGAAGGCUCUGAUCGAGUUUAGAGGCAUGGAGUCCGGCGUGUGUGAAGCUAGUGAGAACACUACUACAGCACUGACUGGACUAGCGGGCACUUGUCGCUUCUGCGGCGCUCGGGGUAAUACAGGACUGUUGGCUAUUGGAAACGUCUGUGCAGACCAACAGUGUCAAGAGCACGGUCGCGAAGCGUGCGCUCGCGUGCUAACCUGUGGUCACGUGUGCGGCGGCGUACGUGGCGAGCGGGCGUGUCUGCCGUGCUUGUUCGGCUGCGGCGCAGACUCGCUGCGGCAGGACGCCGACGAUAUGUGCAUGAUCUGCUUCACCGACCCGCUACAAGCGGCUCCUGCUAUACAGCUAAGCUGCGGUCACGUUUUCCACUUACAUUGCUGCAAGAAAGUUCUGGCCAACAAAUGGAUUGGACCUCGAAUCACUUUCUCUUUCGCACAGUGUCCCAUUUGCAAGGAGGACAUGACACACUGGACAUUGGAGGAACUGCUCGCACCUAUAAGACGUCUGCGGGAGGAAGUGAGACGGAAGGCGUUAAUGCGGCUCGAGUAUGAAGGGCUGGCGGGUGGGACGCGCGCGCGCACGUUACCCGACCCAGCCACGUAUGCCAUGGAGCGAUACGCUUACUACGUCUGUCAUAAGUGCGGCAAGGCGUACUUCGGUGGUCUAGCUCGGUGCGAAGCUGAGAGUAGCGGUUGGUGGGAGCCCGCGGAGCUGGUUUGCGGCGCGUGCAGCGACGUCGCCGGCGCCCGCACCUGCCCCAAACACGGCGCCGACUUCCUCGAGUACAAGUGCCGGUAUUGCUGCUCGGUGGCUGUUUUCUUCUGCUUCGGAACGUCUCACUUUUGCAAUGCUUGCCACGACGACUUCCAAAGAGUCACCAAUAUACCGAGACACCUGUUACCUCAAUGUCCAGCAGGUCCCAAAGGUGAGCAACUACCCGGUUCUUCAGACGAGUGUCCGUUGCACGUGCAACAUCCGCCAACAGGCGAGGAAUUCGCUCUCGGAUGCGGCGUGUGUAGACACGCGCACGCAUUUUAACGUACACGUCGCCAGUAAUGCGUACACAUGAAUAUCGAUUUUGACACUAAAUAUCAACGAUUCUUUUAUCAAUAACUGAUCGUGUUUAAACUAGCAUCAAUAAAAUACUCGAUUCGCAUCAAAUAAUGAUGGAAACAUAAAUAAAUCUGAAUAAACAUUAUUUAUUUAAAGAGUAUUUAUUAGACGUGCAUUCGGUAUUUUUUGAUGGACGAUUUAAUAUAAUAUCCGAUAAUUGUGAACUCGAAACACUAUUUUUGUAAUGGUGCUUAUAAAUGUAGUGACAAAAACCUAGCUGCUAAAACUGUGGGGGAUAGUAUGAUAUUAGAAAUUUCUUAUGCCAAAACAUUUAUUUUAACAGUCACCUAAUCAGUGAAGUAAAUGUGUUAAUGCUUAAAUAUGGUUUGCUAACGAGUAACGUGCAUACAUAAGUAACUUAAAGUCUUUGUUGCGGAUUCUUCUCUUUGUAGAACCGUAAAUCGUAAUGUUAUGAAAAAGUACUAUCUUACCAAACAAUAGGUGCUUAAUGAAUGAAAACAACGAUACAACGAUAAAUGCUUCAUGCUAAUUUGUGCUUAGCUUAUAGGAGUUGUUAGAAUGAAUAGAAAAAUCUUUGCUCGAAAUGCCAAAUGCGAAACAUCAAAACAAGCCAUGAGUUACAUAGAUUGUGUUAGCUGCUGAUGCUAAAAAAUAUUAUAUUGU